CGGAUUUGCAUCUUGUCUCGUUUCACCUUCUUCGGCUCUACAACUGUUUCCGGUAGCGUUCAGAUGCUCGGUAGCCUGUUAGCCUCGUUAGCAGCUCUAAAGUGGUUCCCGGUGGUGAUCAGAGUGCCGAGCAUCUAGAGGGAUAUUACCUUAAAGGUUUCUGAGCAGCUGUCAACCAUCAACCAUCCUGGCGGUUCACCUGCCUGCUGCCCAAAACAUCAGUGGUCCAAGGUCAAGUGGCUCCAUCCACGGACAAUGUGAAAAAUACACCACUUUAAAUGGGGAUGCGAGAUCGACUGUAGAGGAUAUCUGAUUUGUCUUCAGGGAAAACAAUUUGAACAGUUUGUAUCCUAAAGGGGUGCAACAAUGAAUGAGGAACCAGUUGAGACCCCGGUCCCUGACAUGGUCCCUGACAGAGAGCCUGUGAAAACGGAUGUGGGACAAACCACAGAGGGACAAACCACAGAGAAGAACAGCAGUGAACCAGAAAAAACCUCUGAGGCACCACCAGCACCGGCACCAGUACAGGAGCCUCUGGCACGUGUGGCACCGGCACAGAAGCCUCUGGCGCUUGUGGCACCAGCAAAGGAGCCUCUGGCGCUGUUGGCACCAGUAAAGGAACCUCUGGCACUUGUGGCACCAGCACAGAAGCCUCUGGCGCUGUUGGCACCAGCAAAGGGGCCUCUGGCACUUGUGGCACCCGUGGCAACAAAGGAAACCCCCAGCUCAGAUCCUGUAAAGGAACCUCCAGGAGAAGUAAAAGAUGAUGCUAAGGCUCCUGGCGGUGAGCCUCCUGUUGACUGGUUUGAGCCGCUUGAGGAUGAUGAUUAUGAUGAUGAUGAGAGCCUGGCGGGAGAAAGUGAAAGGAGUGAGAGCGUGGCGGGCAGCGAGAGGAUGCUCAAAAAGAUUUAUCAGUUUCAGCUUCCCCGCCGCAAACGAUCACAUCCUGAUGAAGGAUGGGAAGACUGGCCAAUACUCGGAGAGGGUUGGAAACGCAAAGAGGUUGUGCGGCGCUCAGGUUCAAGCAUAGGACAGAAGGAUGUAUAUUACAUGAGUCCGCGUGGCGAUCGAGUGAGAAGCCGAGUAGAACUGACUUCAGUGCUGGAGGGACAUCUUGACUUGUCAACCUUUGAAUACAAGUCAGGAAAGUUCCUCGAAGGUGAAGUACCACACAUAAGAGUUCGAAACAGAGCGAAGAGAAAAGUCCGGGAGCGUUCUUCAUCAGAGUCCAGCUUCAUGGAGAGAGGAGAGGGGGCCGACACGCCGGACUCCCACCACGUGCUCCCCCCCGUCAGUCUGGCGCCCAAAAGCUUCCACUCCAACCAGACCAGUUUCUCCUUGCACAGCACAGUAGGAACUCCAACCCAAGGCUAUCGCAAUGAGGAUCCAGUGGAAGAUAAAAUUAAACUUCCCCUUCCGUCAUCAUCAUCCAAAGCGCUUCUGCUACCCUCCAUAAAUGGAGAUGUUGGGUCGGAGGACAACACACUGGUCUGUUCCAGAUGUGGUAUUUCCUUCACAGGCACAUGGUACGACAAACAGAGGAAGAGGCCCUGCUGUCCCAAUUGUUGGGCUGCCUCAAAGACAAAAGAGCAUCCGAUGGUUCGUUUCAGAAAGAAAGAGACGUUUACAUCUACAUAUGGAGCGGGUCCUCUUCACGGAACCGGCCACCAUGUUUCUACAGUAGCCCAGAACGGACAAACCACUGUGUUAACAUUUCCUGCUUGGGUCGGAGUCGAUAACGUUACUCGCUCCGGAGUUAUCCCCCAUCUCUCCACUGAGCCGCUGUGGAUUCCUUGUGGACAGUGUGUGGGAUGCCACAACACAUUGAACUGUGGGCAGUGUGCCAACUGCAAGCAUGGAUUACAGAGCCCAGAAACCCGCAAACGUUUGUGCCGGAAACGCAAAUGUAUAUGUCCAAUACGCAAGGGCCCCGGAGGUGGAGGCUUCCUGCCACCACAGAUGCCUUAUAUUGACGUUCCCGAACCGUUUGAUGACAGCAUGAGUUUCCAGAGUGAAGUUGCAGAAUCACAGCUCCCGAGUCUCAAAAGCAGCGACACAGAGAACUUCUCCGUCAACGUGGACCUUGAUGAUGACGAUGACAUGUCAACUGACGAUGAUGAUGAUUGGCAUAAGAAGCGGAAGCGGCGAUCCUGUGGAGAUUGUAAAGCCUGCCUCUGCAGGAAAGACUGCGGCACAUGUGAUUUCUGUGUAGACAAACCCAAGUUUGGAGGCAGCAACAAGAAGAGGCAGAAGUGUCGACUACGUCAGUGUCAGAGGCAGGCGAUGAGACACUUGCUGCCUUACCAGAUGGGACAAAGUGACCACGGGCCAGAUGGCCAACUGUUGCCGGGCAGGCCAAGACCUCACUACACAUACAGUCGAAAGUCGGGUUUAAAGAAAAACAAAGGACCACAAUCGAGCUUUGACUUCGACGACAAUGACGACGACGACAGCAACUUACAAGCAAUGAACUGGAUCCCCGAUCAUGCCAGUGGUAGCAAAUACACAUACGAACUGGAUGUGAAAAACGUCCCACCGUCUACGCAGUUGAAUCCUUUGGAUUUCGGACUGCAGAAUGGACUUCCUGACAGAGUACCUACUCAAAUCAACAACCACAACAACUCUCAACUAGAGCAGCUGAGCAGAUGGGAAGCAGAGAAAUCACACGCAACCAGAGAGAUUCAAAAGCUUGUUGAAGACGUAGAAGAAGAUGAUGAUGAUGAUGAGGAGGACGAAGAAGAAGAGGAGUUGCCCAUGAUCACACAGAUCUUCAGUUUGGCUGAUAACGCGUCUGGGAGUGGUGCGGACAUAGAAAACCAGCUGCUGAAACUGCUACAUUCUUUACGCUCCCAUGUAAUGCCGAUCCUGUGGUACGCCAUCAUGGUGGAGGGCCCGCAGCUGCAGCUCAUCCAGUGCUCCAAACAGUCCAACCUGACCGACACUAUGGUGCUGAUCGACCCGGGCUUCUGCUACCAGGUCACCGUCCAGAAGCAGCCGCUGCUGCCCACCCACCCGCUGUACGACAGGUACCCGGCGCGGUUAUCCUCCGUCUCCGAAGUGGUCGCUCUGCUUCUGGGCCUGGAGGAGUACGUCGUGUGCCAGGGUCUGCCCCCCAAAGAGCCAUUAUCUAACACAGAACCAAUCAUACUGGAGCGGGCGUCUACGUGUGAUUUCUUGGUCAAGAGGAAGGUGAGCACCUGUUCUGACUGCAGAGCGCUGCAAGGACUUUAACUCGAGCAGAGACAGAAGAAGAUCGCCGAUUCUCUGGUGCAACUUUGUGCUAUUUUCUUCUUUUUUUUGUUUCUGUUUUUCUUUUGGUGAUAAUAUAUAUAUGACAUUUUACAGAUUUACCUCCGGACUGUAACAGUAUGAUUUUGACUAUUUGAAGAAUCACCAAAGGCAUUCCAGGAGCUGUGACGUUAAAACCCAGCCGUGUUUCUUUUCAGAUGUCCUCUGUUAUGUUGGUGUAGGGCUUUUUCUUCAUGACUGUUAUGUCAGAUUUUGGGCAGCGUGACGGGUCGAACUGGAAUUCAUUAACCCGCUGUGUGCUUAGUGUCCUGUUCGUUGGUUCACACUCUUACUUGAGGAGUCGAUAACCCUCACACCCUCCCUACCACCACCACCGUUAUUACACUUUUGAGUAGUCAUUUAACCCAAAAUUGUGUCUCUCUCAGCCCAAAAAUGAAGCUGAAAUUCAUAGCAAUUAAGCCUUUCAUCUUUUCACCAGCAACAUCGGACACCCCCUCAAUAAUGUAGUCAGGUACCAUAUCUAAUGGAGUUAACCAGCAGCCAAAAUAAUUAAUGUUUACAUCUUGUCCACCUCUUUCAUGGGAUAAUGUACGGCAAACCGGUCAUUGUUGUGAAAUAAACCCAGACGGUGAUGCAGCACCCCGACGCAAAGCAAUAACCCGCUAGCUGUACAUUAUCCAGCUUAUUACACGGCUAUUUACUUAAGAAAUCAAUCAUUUCGGACAAAGAGUCCGACAUCAGAACUUCGCCCAUGGCAACAGUCUGUUAUACAUAGCAACGGUCUGUUAUAAAGAAAUAACAGACCGUAGAACGGCGUGAUUGACCAAUCAGAAUCAAGUAUUCAACAGAGCCGUGUAAUAAUCAAUAGUACAUUUUAUUGUGAUCACUACAUCAGUUGCACUUGCUUUGUUAAUGUUGAUGUUUUGUUUUUGUUA
Sebastes umbrosus (honeycomb rockfish) is the source of this 4184-nucleotide messenger RNA. RefSeq lists its product as uncharacterized. NCBI's taxonomy places the organism in Eukaryota, Metazoa, Chordata, Actinopteri, Perciformes, Sebastidae. The record is from RefSeq and is a predicted model, not a curated record. Bases 367 to 3231 code for a protein of 954 amino acids. Gene Ontology annotation, molecular function: zinc ion binding; DNA binding. The transcript has 18 exons.